Molecule: messenger RNA, 3330 nt
Organism: Acanthisitta chloris (rifleman)
Lineage: Eukaryota; Metazoa; Chordata; Aves; Passeriformes; Acanthisittidae
Gene: CCDC88A
Product: coiled-coil domain containing 88A
Exons: 19
Biological process (GO): cytoplasmic microtubule organization; cytoskeleton-dependent intracellular transport
Cellular component (GO): centrosome; cytoplasm
Molecular function (GO): microtubule binding; dynein light intermediate chain binding
Source: RefSeq, a predicted model, not a curated record
AUGGAGAACGAGAUCUUCACACCCCUUCUGGAGCAGUUCAUGUCUAGCCCUCUGGUCACCUGGGUUAAGACGUUUGGACCGUUAGCUGGAGGAAAUGGGACCAACCUCGAGGAAUAUGUGGUGCUGGUGGAUGGUGUGUACCUGAACGAAGUCAUGCUGCAAAUUAAUCCAAAGUCUGCUAAUCAGAGGAUAAACAAAAAAGUAAACAAUGAUGCAUCAUUAAGGAUUCAAAAUUUGUCUAUUUUGGUGAAACAAAUAAAAACUUACUAUCAGGAGAAUUUGCAGCAGUUGAUCAUGAUGUCUUUGCCAAAUGUAUUAAUAAUUGGCAAAAACCCUUUUUCUGAGCCAGGUACUGAAGAAGUAAAAAAGCUCCUCCUGCUUUUACUUGGUUGUGCAGUCCAGUGUCAGAAAAAAGAAGAAUUUAUUGAAAGAAUACAAGGUCUGGAUUUUGACACUAGAGCAGCUGUUGCAGCCCAUAUUCAGGAGGUAACUCAUAAUCACGAAAACGUGUUUGAUCUGCAGUGGAUGGAUGUCAUUGUGUUGACACAAGAGUAUAUUGAACCUCUCCUGAAAAAUAUGGCAUUACAUUUAAAAAGGCUUAUAGAUGAAAGAGAUGAGCACUCAGAGACUAUCAUAGAACUGUCUGAAGAACGGGACUGUCUCCGUUUCCUACCUCAUGCAUCAGCAGCACAAUCCCCUUGUGGCUCUCCUGGCAUGAAGCGCACCGAGAGCAGACAGCACCUGUCUGUAGAGCUUGCAGAUGCCAAAGCAAAGAUUAGAAGGCUUAGGCAAGAGCUUGAGGAAAAGACUGAGCAGCUGCUUGACUGUAAACAAGAACUUGAACAGAUGGAAGCUGAGCUGAAGAGACUUCAGCAAGAGAACAUGAAUUUACUCUCAGAUGCUCGUUCUGCCAGAGUGUACAGAGAUGAAUUAGAUGCUCUUCGUGAGAAGGCAAUCCGAGUCGACAAGCUUGAAAGUGAAGUCAGCCGCUACAAAGAGAGGCUGCAUGACAUUGAAUUCUACAAAGCCAGAGUGGAGGAGUUAAAAGAAGACAAUCAAGUGUUGCUAGAAACAAAGACAAUGCUGGAAGAUCAGUUAGAGGGGACACGAGCCCGUUCAGAUAAAUUGCACGAGUUGGAAAAGGAGAAUCUACAAUUAAAAGCUAAAUUGCAUGAUAUGGAGAUGGAGCGUGAUAUGGACAGAAAGAAGAUUGAGGAGCUCAUGGAGGAAAAUAUGACUCUAGAAAUGGCUCAGAAACAAAGUAUGGAUGAAUCAUUGCAUCUUGGCUGGGAACUUGAACAGAUAAAUAGAACUACUGAACUUUCUGAAGUGCCACAGAAAUCACUGGGCCAUGAAGUCAAUGAGCUGACAUCAAGCAGGUUACUGAAGCUGGAAAUGGAAAACCAAAGUUUGCUGAAGACAGUGGAAGAACUACAAAGUGCAGUGGGUUCUGUAGAAGGCAGCAGUUCAAAGAUUCUGAAAAUGGAAAAAGAAAACCAAAGACUUAGCAAAACGCUUGAAGAGCUAGAGAAUGAGAUUAGCCAAGAGAAACAAAGUCUUCAGAACAGUCAAAAUCUGAGUAAAGAUUUGAUGAAAGAAAAAGCACAGCUUGAAAAAACACUUGAAGCACUUCGAGAAAACUCUGAGCGACAAAUUAAGCUGCUGGAACAGGAAAAUGAGCACUUGAAUCAAACUGUGGCUUCCCUCAGACAGCGCUCACAAAUCAGUGCUGAAGCAAGAAUGAAAGAAAUUGAAAAGGAAAAUAAAAUCCUCCAUGAGUCUAUUAAAGAGACCAGCAGUAAGUUAAACAAGAUUGAAUUUGAAAAAAAACAAAUAAGGAAAGAACUGGAACACUACAAAGAGAAAGGGGAGAGAGCAGAAGAACUGGAGAAUGAGCUGCAUCGUCUGGAGAAGGAGAAUGAAUUGUUACAGAAAAAAAUCACAAACUUAAAAAUCACUUGUGAGAAAAUUGAAGCCUUAGAACAGGAGAACUCAGACCUGGAGACAGAAAACAGAAAGCUGAAAAAGACUUUGGAUAGCCUAAAAAACCUCACUUUUCAGUUAGAAUCCUUAGAAAAGGAGAAUUCCCAACUUGAUGAAGAAAAUUUAGAGUUAAGAAGAACAAUUGAAUCCUUGAAGUGUACAAGCAUUAAAGUGGCACAGUUACAGUUAGAAAAUAAGGAGCUGGAGAGUGAAAAGGAGCAACUUAAAAAAAGCCUUGAACUCAUGAAAGCCUCUUUUAAGAAAACUGAACGCUUGGAAGUCAGUUACCAGGGCCUGGACACAGAAAACCAAAGGCUUCAAAAAGCCCUGGAAAACAGCAAUAAGAAGAUUCAGCAAUUAGAAAGUGAAUUACAAGAUUUAGAGUCUGAAAAUCAGACACUGCAAAAGAGCUUGGAGGAGUUAAAAAUCUCUAGUAAGCGCCUAGAGCAGUUGGAAAAGGAGAAUAAGUUGUUGGAACAAGAAACUUCCCAACUGGAAAAGGAUAAGAAACAGCUAGAAAAGGAAAAUAAAAGACUUCGACAACAAGCAGAAAUUAAAGAUAGUACUUUAGAAGAAAACAAUGUGAAAAUUAGUAAUCUUGAAAGGGAGAAUAAAUCUCUCUUUAAAGAAAUUGUGGUAUACAAAGAGUCAUGUCUACGCCUGAAAGAACUAGAGAAGGAAAAUAAAGAACUGGUGAAAAGAGCUACCAUUGAUAAGAAAACCCUUGUCACUUUGAGAGAGGACUUGGUGAAUGAAAAGUUGAAGACUCAACAAAUGAACAAUGAUCUAGAAAAACUUGCUCAUGAACUUGAAAAAAUAGGCUUAAACAAGGAGCGUCUCUUGCACGAUGAACAGAGCAGUGAUGACAGGUACAAGCUUUUGGAGUCAAAAUUAGAAUCCACACUCAAGAAGUCUCUCGAAAUAAAAGAAGAAAAAAUUGCUGCUUUGGAGGCUCGUUUAGAAGAAUCAACAAAUUUAAACCAGCAGCUCCGUCAGGAACUGAAAACAGUGAAAAAGAACUACGAAGCUCUCAAGCAAAGACAAGAAGAGGAAAGGAUGGUCCAGAACUCUCCUCCAAGAAGUGGAGAAGAAAAUCAAUCUGUCAAUAAGUGGGAGAAGGAAAAUCAGGAAACUACUAGAGAAUUAUUGAAAGUUAAAGAUAGAUUAAUCGAAGUGGAAAGGAAUAACGCGACGCUGCAGGCGGAGAAGCAAGCGCUGAAGACACAGUUAAAGCAACUCGAGACACAGAACAGCAACCUGCAGGCCCAGAUUCUUGCACUUCAGAGACAGACUGUGUCUCUGCAGGAACAAAACACAACUCUACAAACUCAAAAUGCCAAGCUGCAG